Austrofundulus limnaeus is the source of this 251-nucleotide messenger RNA. Its product is annotated as spindlin-1. Gene Ontology annotation, biological process: gamete generation. NCBI's taxonomy places the organism in Eukaryota, Metazoa, Chordata, Actinopteri, Cyprinodontiformes, Rivulidae. The record is from RefSeq and is a predicted model, not a curated record.
GAAACAGAGGACCAGUGUUGGACCCAGUAAGACUCUGGUUCAGCCCAGGAGGAACAUCGUGGGCUGCAGGAUCCAGCACAUCUGGAAGGAAGGCAGUAAGUCGUCUCAGUGGAAGGGGACGGUUCUGGACCAGGUCCCUGUCAACCCGUCCCUGUACCUGAUCAAAUAUGACGGUUUCGACUGCGUCUACGGCCUGGAGCUGUACUCUGAUGAGAGGGUGGUGGGUCUGGAGGUUCUACCCGACAGAGUGG